AUGUUACAUUGGAGACUUUGUAAUUAUUUUCAAAAUAUCAAACACAUAGUGAAUGGUGAUCAUGGAUCUGUUAAUUCAGCCUUAUUAAAAAAAUGGAAUAAAAGGGAAUUGGUAUUUAAUCAAACAGAAUUGGGAAUAUCUUUUGGUGGAAUUGUGUAUGAAAUAGUUACGGCACAACGACCAUUUGUUGACCAAGCACAUGAUACUUCUUGGUGA
Molecule: messenger RNA, 216 nt
Organism: Diversispora eburnea
Lineage: Eukaryota; Fungi; Glomeromycota; Glomeromycetes; Diversisporales; Diversisporaceae
Source: the annotation of a GenBank genome assembly